Molecule: messenger RNA, 951 nt
Organism: Nematocida major
Lineage: Eukaryota; Fungi; Microsporidia
Product: alkylated DNA repair protein alkB-like protein 1
Exons: 1
Coding region: 1-951 (316 amino acids)
Biological process (GO): oxidative RNA demethylation
Cellular component (GO): nucleus; cytoplasm
Molecular function (GO): oxidative RNA demethylase activity; broad specificity oxidative DNA demethylase activity; ferrous iron binding
Source: RefSeq, a predicted model, not a curated record
AUGGGUCUGAAUAAGCUCAGAGAAGCAGAGAAGAUGCACAUGCACUCGGAGGAAAGGCCCAGAAUAAACGGGGAGAAUGCGCACAUUUACUGCCUCCGGGAGGAGAAGCUGCAUCUAAAGAGCAAAUUUCUGAAGGAGACAGUCACUGUAUACCACUUUUCAGGGGGGUUUAUGUUUAUACCGAAUCCCCUCGUGAAAGGCGUGAAAAACACCAUUGCAGAGGCUGUCCUUACACAGUUUCUGUAUCCUCCGUACAGGAACAGCAUAGAUAGAUCCCUGGAGAUAGAGGGCACGGAUUUAUACGGGGCAUACCUUAAAAAGAGCGAAAUAACCGUUAAAAUGUCCCCAAAUCCCGUGGCAAAUAUAAAGAUACGGCAGAAUCCGUACGCCUCACAGGAGGAGAAGGACGCAUACGCAUCCGGAUACGUUAAAAUGCCUGCAGAGGAAAUCAUCAAAAAGAUCAGGUGGGCCAGCCUCGGGAUAUACUACGACUGGGAGGAGAAGGCGUACGCCCAGAAAGCAGUCUCCCCAAUGCCCCGGGUAGUAGACGAAGUCUGCCAAGAAAUAUCGCAGGAAAUAUGCAGAGUUCGAUUCGUCCCGGAAACUGCAGUCGUAAACUACUACCAGAAGAAGGACCGGAUAAUGAGCCAUAUCGACAGGUACGAGGAAGACAUGACGAAGCCCCUGAUUUCCUUCAGUUUUGGCUGCUCCUGCGUCUUCGUCCUCGGGAGAAAGACGAGGGAGGACCCGGAGGUCGACACUUUUCUCCUGCAGGACGGGGAUAUUGCCGUCCUCAUCGGAGACUCCAGAGAGUACUUCCACGGAGUCCCAAAGAUCUUCGAGGAAAACACAGGGAGGGAAGAGUACGCAGAUUUCCCCUUUUACAGCCUCAUUUCCCACUCGAGGAUAAACAUAAGCGUCCGACAGGCGUAUAAACACGCAGAGUUUUAG